Tinamus guttatus (white-throated tinamou) is the source of this 1503-nucleotide messenger RNA. The record is from RefSeq and is a predicted model, not a curated record. Lineage: Eukaryota; Metazoa; Chordata; Aves; Tinamiformes; Tinamidae.
AUGAUUGCUAAAGCUGCUUGGGUUCGGAUCACAAGAGGAAAACAAGAUAUAUGUAGGCUAUCAAAAUUACCGUUGCCAGAACAACGCCGGUGUUGUGAAAAGUCAGAGCUGUUGAAGAUAAGCGCUCGUGAAUGUGCUGCGCCCAGAUUAAGUCAGGGGCUAGACCUGCAGCAAACGGUUACACGCACGUACACGCGCACGUUUGCGCACCUGCCCCCUUGCAGCGGUGCCACCUCCAGCGUGCGUGAGCUGAAGCUGCCCUCAUACAAAGGCCAGUCUCCUCAGUUGCACCUAAGAAGAUACUUUGCAGAUCUGAUUGCCAUCGUGAGCAAUCGUUUCAGGCUCUGUCCCGCUGCGCGACAUCUAGCUGUGUAUCUGCUGGACCUCUUCAUGGAUCGUUACGACAUAUCCAUUCAGCAGCUGCAUGUGGUUGCUCUUUCCUGUCUACUUUUAGCAAGUAAAUUUGAAGAAAAGGAAGACAGUGUUCCCAAACUUGAACAGUUGAACAGCUUGGGUUGUAUGACUAACAUGAACCUGGUACUAACCAAACAGAACUUACUUCAUAUGGAGUUGUUGUUGCUAGAAACAUUUCAGUGGAAUUUGUGCCUCCCAACUGCUGCUCAUUUCAUCGACUAUUAUCUUUCUAUUGCUGUACACGAGACUGAUCUACAUGAUGGCUGGCCAAUGGUUUGCUUAGAGAAGACCAAGUUAUAUAUGGCAAAAUAUGCCGAUUACUUUCUGGAAGUAUCACUGCAAGAUCAUGCAUUUUUAAGUUAUGCCCCUUCUUUAGUUGCUACUGCAUGUGUAGCUUCUUCCAGGAUUAUCUUGCGUCUCUCACCAACAUGGCCUACUCGACUACAUCAUCUUACUGCAUAUUCCUGGGAUUUUUUAGUGCCAUGUAUUGAACGACUAUUAAUUGCGCAUGAUAAUGAUGUGAAGGAAGCAAACAAGCAGAAAGGACAACAUGCUCAGGCUGCUCAGCAUCCUGGCUUCCAGCCCCAAGCGCCAAGCCCCCAGCAGACGAGUGUUCAGCACCAUAUUCCACAGUAUCUCCAGGCUCAUCAGCCUUCAUUACAGUAUCACCAGCAAACAUCACAGCAACAAAACUGUCAACAGAUGAUAUCAGCAAAUCAUACAUCAUCCUACCCGCUUCAGACUUGCCCUGCUGCCUUGCAGGCUGGUGCUCAGGCUCGAGGCCACGUUCCGGCUGCCGCUGCUGUGUCGCUCGCUGUUCCGCUAGAGGUGAAGCCCUGUGUCAGCGUCUCCUACAACCGCAGCUACCAAGCGAACGGACGAUACUCCUGUAUUACUCCCUGCUUUGAGAGGUGAUAAGUAUACAAUCAGUUUCAUGUUCGUUGGUUUGGGGUGGGAAGCUGUGUUGAGGGGAAUUGUUUUUGGUUUUGUUAAACCUCAAUUAAGUCUGAGGGCAGUAAGUUGGAAAAAAAAUAGUGCCUUUCCAGGAAAGGGCAACUGGAAUGGCAACCAGUACCUUAGCUCAGAUAC